Messenger RNA from Saxophila tyrrhenica, 2193 nucleotides. RefSeq names its product Transcription initiation factor TFIID subunit 5 (gene TAF5). Gene Ontology annotation, molecular function: protein binding; RNA polymerase II general transcription initiation factor activity. Lineage: Eukaryota; Fungi; Ascomycota; Dothideomycetes; Mycosphaerellales; Extremaceae. The record is from RefSeq and is a predicted model, not a curated record. Gene Ontology annotation, biological process: transcription initiation at RNA polymerase II promoter. Gene Ontology annotation, cellular component: transcription factor TFIID complex. Bases 1 to 2193 code for a protein of 730 amino acids. The transcript has 2 exons.
AUGGCGCACCAGCCUCCGCCCGCGCGGACGGCAAGCGCUGGUCCACCAAGUGCUGGCGGUAUGCAGACGCCCGCGACAACACCCGGCCCAGGACAAGGCGGCGGGUCAAAUCAGAACCUCAACCAGAUCGUGCUGGAAUACCUCGCGAAGAAGGGCUACAGCCGAACAGAGGCGAUGCUGAGAAAGGAAAGCGCGCAUACCGAUCCAAAUGGCCAACUCAUCACUUCACGGGUAGAGGAGACCGGUGGCAAGAUGUACAGAACGUCUUUCGCACUCCUCCACAACUGGAUCGAGAACUCGCUAGACAUCUACAAGCCGGAGCUCAAGCGGAUACUAUGGCCUGUCUUCGUCCACGCGUUCCUCAAUCUCGUCGGCGAUUUCUACCCUCGCGAAAGCAAAGACUUCUUCGAAGCCUUCCAGGAGUUGUUCGCCAGCGAGCACGAGGACGAUCUGCGGGUGCUGGGGCCUAUCACUGAACCUGAGCAUCUCCAACAGAAUGAACUGGCGCAGCUUUUCCGAACAAACAAAUACCGUCUAACGAUAAGUCGCCUGGCUUUCACGAACCUCAUCAUGUUUCUGGAAGACCACGAAAAGGAGGGUGGCACGGUCAUUGUCAAUCUCAUCCAGAACUUUCUCGACGUUCGCACACCUGAUCGGCAAGCAGCUGGAGGCCAGCGAGGUCUGCAACGGCUACUGGCAGAGCGCAACGGCGAGCGAGACUAUCCCGCAGAGGACGAGGGAAUCCCUGGCCACAACCCCGGCUCCGCCAACGUCAGCCAGUCAGCGCCCAGCGUACUCUCGAAGCUCGCCCUCGGACCGAUGCCGAUGGAGCCUGACAUGAUGGAAGACGUAAAGGCAGAGCUUCAAGAGCAGGAUGGCGUGCAUCCUCCGGCAGCCGGUCAGAACUCUCUGGUAGACGAGUUCGAGCAGCGCAUCAAAAAUGAGCCAAUGGAUGACGUGCCUUCCCGCGAAGCACUUCCCUUCCCUCCAUCGACUGCACGAGACGUUGCAAUGGAGGUGCAGAAGGUCAAAGAAAACCGCGACCGGUUCCGCGUCGAAGGCAGGACAGGCGGAGUUGGUCCUGGCCUCAGCGUGACAAUGUUCACAUUCCACAACACCUUCGACAGCAUCAAUUGCAUCGAGUUCUCCGGCGACAACACGCUCGUAGCUGCUGGUACCGCAGAGUCCUAUAUUCGGGUGUGGUCGCUGGACAACCGCGCACUCACCUCACCCUCCGAUCCGCCUACUUUCCAACCAUCUUCUUCUCGGCGUCUAGUCGGCCACUCAGGUCCUGUGUAUUGCCUCUCGUUUUCCCCGUCAGUCGCCUUACCACAAGCGCAAACAAAUGGCCACACAUCGUUAGACAACUCAUUAGACUCACAGCCCCGCUUCCUCCUUUCAGCUUCCGCUGACGCUACCAUCCGCCUCUGGUCUCUCGACACAUGGACCAACCUGGUCGUCUACCGUGGCCAUCAAAGCCCUGUAUGGGACGUACGAUUCUGCCCGCACGGCCACUACUUCGUCUCCUGCUCUGCCGACCGCUCAGCACGAUUAUGGAGUACACCACAGAUCGCCCCUCUCCGCUUGAUGGUUGGUCACGAUUCCGACGUCGAGAGCGUAGCAUGGCACCCGAACGGCGCAUACGUAUUCACAGGCUCUGGAGGCAGCGACAGGACGGUACGGAUGUGGGACAUCACCCGUGGCAGCGCUGUGCGAUUGUUCACAGGUCACGUCGGCAAUGUCACUGCCCUGGCUUGCGCGCCCAACGGACACGUAGUCGCAAGCGCAGAUGACCGCGGUGAGAUCAUCCUCUGGAGCCUAGCGACGGGCCGCCUCACCAAGCGCAUGCGCGGACACGGACGAGGUGGGAUUUGGUCCCUCGACUGGAGCGUCGAAAGCUCCGUCCUCGUCUCCGGGGGCGCAGACGGCACAGUGCGGGUCUGGGACGUACAGCCGAACAAAGAGUCCAACGGCAAAGUCGUCGGCGAAGGAGGCGCAGGCACGAAGAUCGACGGCGCAACGAACGGUGUUGGGACUGGUGCGGUCACGAAGACGGGUACUGGGAAGGCGAAGAAGGAUGUCGUGGUUAGUCCGGACCAGAUCUCUGCAUUCCCGACGAAGAAGAGUCCGGUGUACAAUGUCCGGUUUACGCAAAUGAAUCUGGUUAUGGCUGGGGGUGCGUAUCUGCCUUGA